Nicotiana tabacum (common tobacco) is the source of this 1862-nucleotide messenger RNA. NCBI's taxonomy places the organism in Eukaryota, Viridiplantae, Streptophyta, Magnoliopsida, Solanales, Solanaceae. The record is from RefSeq and is a predicted model, not a curated record.
AAAAUUUCAGAAGGUGGGAAAACUCAAAUCACUUUCCCAGAUCCGGCCGAUAAUCAGAAGCUCCAUUCUCCACACCCCCUCCCCCCCACAGGAAACAUCCACCGGCGCACACUUUCAAAAUUACACCACACACCACUUUUCCGGUUCACUUCCGGCGACCGUAAAGUCCACUAAAUCUGUAAACUGACAACAGCAAUGGCCGAAACCCUAAGCCCUAAUACCAAACAGAAAGGCCCAUUUUCUCCGACAAAAUUUGUCUUGGGCUCCAAUGAUGACAAGCUUGAACGUGCUCGAGCACGCGCCGCCCGUGCUGCCGUCAUCCGUCGCAAACCUCUCCCUGUCCCGCCUCCGCCAUCUACUUGUCUUGACGAGCAGCAGAUUCUCGAACUCUUCCAGAAUUGCAUCAAACUCGCCAGUGAAAAUAAAAUUAAUCAGAAGAAUACUUGGGAGCUAGGUUUGAUUGAUCAUCUAUGCGAAAUCGUUAAAGUUGAACAAGAGAAUGAUUCUGAGACCAACUUUCAGAAGGCUAGUUGUACCCUUGAGGCUGGAGUUAAGAUUUACUCAAUGAGGGUGGACUCAGUACAUUCAGAGGCAUAUAAAGUUCUUGGAGGAAUCAAUCGUGUUGGUAAAGGAAAUGAUCAAGAUCCUGUUGUAGAGGAUGCCAAUGCUGAAAAUGACCAGGAGGAAGGUCAUCCCAGAGAAGAGCAAGAAAAAAAGUUAUCACCUUUAUCAACACUAGAGUCAUCAUUCGAUUCUAUCAAUGUGAAGAAAUUUGAUGCCGCUUUUGCUGUUGACCCUCUUUAUCAUCAGACAUCAGCUCAGUUUGAUGAAGGUGGUGCAAAGGGUCUUUUGUUGAAUAACCUAGGAAUCUAUGGUACUUGCAGUGUCCUUUUCGAUUCAUGCGAGAUACCUGGGAAGUCAAUACCAGAAGCAAUUCAGAAUGAUAGAACAGAUUCCAUUGAUAUAUGUUUUGCUAAAGAUUGUGUUGAAGAAAUGGUAUUGAAUAUGCCCAAGAAGGACGAGAUAUCACCGAGUCUGAGGCAUAUGAUUUGUCAAUUCAGUGGAGAGAUGCAGGUUCCAGCUGAAACAGAUUUUUCUGGCCAGCUUUCACCAGAACAAACUUCUGAAUCGUUUGGCCUAGAUGUUGUUGAUGAUGGUGCAUUUGACAAUUGUGGAGCCUGGCCAAUGGAUCAUGAUGAUGGAAUAGAUGUGGCAGAGCAAGGCUCUCAGGAUGUUGAUCAAAUUUCAUCAAGCCAACAGGAGGGCAGUGAACCAUUUACUUUUCCCGAUGCUGAGGAUGAUGACAGAUCUGAGAGAGUUGAUGAUUACUUGUUUUUAAGUUUAGGAUUUUCUUCGAAGCACAAUUCCUGGGCUGGUCCUGAUCAUUGGAAGUAUCGGAAGGUGAAAGAGGAGCCUUGCAAGGAAGAUGGAUCACCAGUAAGGACUAAGAAAACAAAGAGCAGAAAAACAGAACCUGAAAUUUCUUUCACAAAAGCAUUGGACACUGAUCUAUCGCAUGUCUUUGCUCCUCCAAAGAAUCCCAAGUUACUACUCCUUCCAGCAAAUAGAACACCGUGUAACAGGUUACUUCCAGAAGAUUGUCAUUAUCAACCUGAGAAUCUUGUGAAGCUGUUUCUCCGACCCAAUGUCACGUGCCUCGGAAGGAAAGGAAAGAAAGUACCAGGUGAGAUAACUUUUAUGCCCAUCUGCUGUUGUUAAACUUUUGUACUUUGUUAUAAUUGAGGACAUGUAUAACAUUUAUGGUAAUAGAUUUUGUUGCAGCGAAUUGAUUUCAUAUUGCAAAUGUUGAAUCUUGAUUCAGAUACUGUCACGACCCAAAAUCCCAAGUGCCGUGAUGACAC